AUGACAGCGGGUACAUACCGGGAUGAACUCGAAGCUCGUGGUGGACUGUUGGGGCAGGUUGGGGCUAAGACGGCGACCAGAGAAUCGAUUACAGAUUCACAGGCACAAGGCUCCGCGCGAGAUCACAGCACGUGGCUACUGGCAGCUGUUGGCCACAAUACGAAGGAAGAUGUGACAAUUUUUUUCCCGUGGGGCUCGUUCAAGUUGUGGAGUAGCGGCACUACACCCGUCAUCACCAAACUUCUGUGGAACGCAUCGUUCAGCCUCGCAGUCAUGUUCGACAUCCAUCUUCAAAGUGCGACACCAUUGGCUGCAACUGGGCACAAUGGCCGGACAUCUGAUCCUGUCUGUUGA
Molecule: messenger RNA, 354 nt
Organism: Heterobasidion irregulare TC 32-1
Lineage: Eukaryota; Fungi; Basidiomycota; Agaricomycetes; Russulales; Bondarzewiaceae
Exons: 6
Coding region: 1-354 (117 amino acids)
Source: RefSeq, a predicted model, not a curated record